AUGAAGUUCUUUGAUUUAUCUGAAGAAGCUGAAUUCAAGUCAAUAAUCACUUCCCAAAACAAAGCAGUAGAUGUUAUAGGAUCCAAGCUAGGUGGUAAAGUAGUUUCCUUUUCAGAUGAAUGGUUCGCCGCUGCCGAGAAUUUACUUAAGCCAAGUGACCCAAUAUGUGAUCGUACUAAAUUUGUUCCCUCAGGAGCGUGGUACGAUGGCUGGGAGACGAGAAGGCAUAAUGAGAUGGAAUACGACUGGGUUAUCAUCAAGAUGGGAGUUGCUGCUGCCCACAUUAUUGGUGGUGAAGUCGACACUGCAUUUUUCAAUGGUAAUCAAGCACCAUUCGUUUCAGUUGAGGCGCUUUAUGACGAGGGUGAAGAAGGUAAUAUAGUGGAGGAUGACUCACGUUGGGUUGAGAUUGUUGAGAAAUUUGAAUGUGGUCCUUCGCAAAGACACCUUUUCAUCAGAAGUAACGGCCUUACUGAAGAAAAGUUCACUCACAUCAAGCUUAAAAUGUACCCUGAUGGAGGGAUUGCCAGAUUUAGAUUAUACGGAAGAGUGGUUCCUCCAGAAUUAAAAACCAAAAAUCAUGUAAUUGAUUUGGCUUAUGUUUGCAAUGGUGCUGUGGCUUUGGAAUGUUCUGACCAACAUUUUGGUUCAACUGAUAACUUGUUGCUGCCAGGACGAGGUCAUGAUAUGUCUGACGGCUGGGAAACCAGAAGGUCAAGAGAACCAGGCCAUGCUGAUUGGGUCAUAAUUCAACUUGGCAGAGAAUCAACCUUCAUUGAAAAAAUUAUUGUCGAUACAGCACAUUUUAGGGGGAACUUCCCACAGUUUAUUAGUGUGGAAGGUUGCUUGAAGGAGCCAGGAUCAAGUGGUAACAUUGAUGAAAAAACAUGGGUAGAACUAGUUGGAAAGUCAAAGACGGGACCUGACAAAGAGCAUGUGUAUGAGAUACGUAAGAAUAUAAGAGUCUCUCAUGUCAAAUUAAAGAUUAUUCCAGACGGUGGAGUGAAAAGAGUAAGAGUUUGGGGGUACUAA
This is a messenger RNA of Saccharomyces mikatae IFO 1815, 1032 nucleotides long. It is a transcript of the gene DAL2, whose product is annotated as allantoicase. Gene Ontology annotation, molecular function: allantoicase activity. Bases 1 to 1032 code for a protein of 343 amino acids. The record is from RefSeq and is a predicted model, not a curated record. The transcript has a single exon. NCBI's taxonomy places the organism in Eukaryota, Fungi, Ascomycota, Saccharomycetes, Saccharomycetales, Saccharomycetaceae. Gene Ontology annotation, biological process: allantoin catabolic process.